CUUUGUCGUGAAACAACUACAGGAGAAAAUUUACUCAAGUCAUCCUAACAACGAGCCGGAGUAAAAUUAAUAUCACAAUUCUAAAAUGGAAACACUUCUGGGCAUUAAGGGACCUGAUUUUGUUAUGCUAGCAGCAGACACAACUCACGCCCAUUCUGUAGUCGUUAUGAAAGAAGAUGAGAACAAAAUCCAUAAGGUGGCGGAUAAUUUGUUAAUUUCAACGGUUGGCGAGUCUGGCGACACCGAGCAGUUCACCGAGUUUAUUGCGAAGAACAUUGCAUUGUACAAAAUGCGCAAUGGCUACGAUUUAAGUCCACAUUCGGCUGCACAUUUCACUCGCAAAAACCUGGCGGAAAGUCUGCGUAGUCGCACACGCUACCAGGUGUUCAUGUUCAUUGCCGGCUACGAUCCCGCUGAGGGCCCCGAACUGACAUUCAUUGAUUAUCUGGCGUCGGCACAGUCUGUGAAUUAUGCCGGUCAUGGCUACGGCAGCAUGUUCUGCUCCAGCAUAUUCGAUCGCUACUGGCAUCCGAAUAUCACCCAGGAGGAGGCCUACGAUGUGCUAAAGAAGUGUGUGCUGGAAAUUCAGAAACGUCUGAUUGUUAACUUGAAAAACUUUAAUGUGGCGGUUGUGGAUAAGAAUGGGGUUCGCCAUCUGGAUCAAAUCAGUUCCAAGAGCUUAAUCGAUUACAAUGCUGCCGCUUAAUCAAGUGGCCGAUAAUCUUAUUUUAAGCAUUUUAAAUGCACAUUAAAGCAAAAUAAAAGAUUUGGAUUUUGGUAUGACAACA
Drosophila virilis is the source of this 788-nucleotide messenger RNA. It is a transcript of the gene Prosbeta4, whose product is annotated as Proteasome beta4 subunit. Gene Ontology annotation, cellular component: proteasome core complex. Gene Ontology annotation, biological process: proteasomal protein catabolic process. The record is from RefSeq and is a predicted model, not a curated record. Lineage: Eukaryota; Metazoa; Arthropoda; Insecta; Diptera; Drosophilidae.